AUGGAGGAACUUAAUCAGACCAUGGGUCUAUCCGUCCUUAACCCGACACCCGCGAUUCUUCCUGGCCCAACUCUAUUGCACGACCUCGUCAGGAAAUCGACCAAUCAGGAUGGACCUGCCAUCGACUUCCUCGCAGAGGAUCAACAACGACUCGCCUUGUCGUAUGCCAGUCUCGACCUCUUAUCAGAUCGGCUCGCAGAACGUAUAUCACAGUCCCUACAAGCAUCACCAGCCCAGCAUGUCACGGAGCAGCUCAUUAUUCCCCUCAUGAUACCCCAGAGCCCUGAUCUCUAUGUUGCACUCCUAGCAAUUCUCAAAUCAGGCGCAGCUUUCUGCCCUAUAAAUCUCGAUGCUCCUGCAGACCGUGUCAGUUUCAUCUUCAAAGACGUACAAGCCAGUCUUGUUCUCACUACAUCGAGACUUGCGCAUCGUAUACCAGCUGCGACCACUAGAACGACUGUCAUUUGUGUUGACCAAGAGCCCAGCUCUUUACUGGUGAACCCCGAGCAUGUUGCGCCAGACCGUAUUCGUGCGCGGGAGUGCACACCGCAUGAUUUGGCGUACGUGAUGUAUACGUCUGGCUCGACAGGGACACCCAAGGGCGUUGGCAUCUCGCAUUUGGCAGCAACCCAAAGUUUGUUGGCUCACGAUCGUCACAUACCCGCUUUCUCUCGUUUUCUUCAAUUCGCCGCCCCAACUUUUGAUGUUUCUGUCUUUGAGAUUUUCUUCCCUCUUUUUAGGGGAGAGACUUUAGUAUGUUGUAAUCGGACAGACCUGCUGUCGGACCUCUCCGGCAUCAUCAACAAGCUCGAUGUCGAUGCCUGCGAGUUGACACCUUCCGUCGCUGGCAGUCUUGUGAAAAAGAGGCACCGCGUCCCCAAGUUGAAGUUAAUGCUUACCAUUGGCGAAAUGCUUACGGAGCCGGUGGUACAAGAAUUUGGUGGCGAUGCACACGCCCCAGGCAUCCUUUGGGGCAUGUAUGGUCCAACAGAAGCAGCAAUUCAUUGCACAUUACAGCCUGCGUUUGGGCGAAACGCAUCGCCUAGUUGCAUUGGUAUACCACUUGAUACUGUAUCCGCUUUUGUGAUCACAGCGCCGGCCAAUCAGGCCGAGACUUUGCCUUUUGAGAUUGCCCCAAUUGGUCAGGUUGGAGAACUCGUCGUUGGCGGACACCAGUUAGCCACGGGAUAUCUGAAUCGGCCAGAACAGAAUGCCGCCUCCUUCAUCGAUACCGAGUUUGGUCGCGUGUACAAAACCGGUGACAAGGCACGAAUACUUCCUGAUGGUACCAUUGAGUGUUUAGGUCGCGUGUCCGAGGGCCAGAUCAAGCUCAAUGGUCAACGAAUGGAAAUUGGUGAAGUUGAGCACGCAAUACUACGCACUCAUGGCUGUCACAGCGCCUAUGUUUGCGUCAUUUCAAACGUACUUGUUGCUUUUGCUGCCGUUGAUGAAGUAUCCGGUAUGCGCGAUGAGAUCAUUGCGAACUGCAAGCGAUGGCUGCCAGCCUUUAUGAUACCAUCUGAGAUUGUGGUCAUGGAGUCAUUCCCGCGACUACCAUCUGGAAAGAUUGACCGAAUGCGGCUCAAGCAGGAUUUCUCACGCUCGCAAGUUGACCAGUCCUUGCCCAGAGAGGAACAGCAAUUCAAGGAUGACCUUGAAAGGCUGCUGUGUAUCUCUACUAGCGAUAUGCUCGACACAUCAGUACAGUUAUCAACUCGAUUGUCGUCUGUCGGCGUCGAUUCGCUUUUAGCAAUUCAACUAGCAGCACAACUGAGAGAUUCGGGCAUCUCUGUGAGCCCGCUGGAUAUACUCAGUUCCGCGAACUUGGCUGAUCUACAUCAAACAAUUAAGAAACGUGAAAGCGAGCCGAGGGAAUCGCAAGCCACCACAAAUGGGCAUCGCGAAGUCGACGACAUUGAUUUAAGUGCUUUAUUGGCCUCGGAUGACACAUACUCGGCCAAGUCGCUGGACAUGGAAAUGAUCACUGAUUGCACAUCCCUGCAAGUAUCGAUGUUGGUUGAGACAAUCAAGGAUCCAAAGCUAUAUGUCAACACUGUCGAUAUUGCUGUGCCUCGGAACACCUCAUAUGAAACGAUUAAAUCGUGGUUCAUAGAUAUCGCACAAAAGAACGAAAUCCUACGAUCAGGCUUCAUUCACCUCCACGAUCGCAUGGUUCGCGUAGUUUGGAAACAGCUCACACAAUCUCAGAUUUGCAGGACUGGAAAUAUCUGUGCAACCGAAUCUCCCGAUAUUGAUCAUUUCCUUGAGCACCCUCUACAGAUCAUCGUCGACGAGGAGUCCGCGAGCGUCAAAAUCAUUCUGCAUCAUGCUAUAUAUGAUGGCUGGACCAUCGAUGUACUUAUUGAUGAUUUGACCUCGCUGGUUGACGGUCAAACAUUGCCCGAUAGACCAUCAUUUCGAAGCGUUGCUCAUCAACUGGCUUCGAAACUGCCGCAGAAUGACUCGGACAAAGAGUUCUGGGCCGAGCACUUGCGAAACAGCGUGGGAGCUUCCUUACCAAAUUUCAAGACGAUGGCAGUUCCAAAUCCCGAGGUUGAUUCCCAUAGACAUAUGCUUCAAAUCGACCCGAGAGUGGUGCAAAGUAUUGCACUUCAAUCAGAAGUCACACCACAAGCAAUCUUUCAGUCUAGCCUUCUAUGGUUUUGGGGUGCCAUUACUGGCGCUGAUGAUGUGAAUAUAGGGUCAGUGUUCUCAGGUAGGACUUUACCCGUUGAUGGAAUCGAGCGUGUCAUGGGACCAUGCCUUAGCACACUGCCCAUUAGAGCACGACUCGCCGAAGGUAGCAACAUUCUGGAUCUGGUACGCAGCACACAUACCACAAACCGGCAAAUCAUGCACCAGAACCCAAUCAGCCUCGCAGAUAUCAAGAAGCUCGCAAAGCUGCCACAGGGCAGUACGCUCUUCGAUGUGCUCUUUGUGUACCAAGAAUCCUUGUCAAGUCGGAGGAGGAAGCGAAAUUCAAUCUAUGAGAUCAAUCACAAAGACCAUGUGGAAUCUCCGCUCCUUCUUGAGAUUGAGCCUCUUGCCGAAAGCUAUCGGUGCAAAUGGACGUUUCACUCAGAUGCGUUCUCCAUGGAUCAGGUUCAGUCCUUUGCGCAACUCUUCUCGCAUCUGUGUACCUAUUUCACUCACCAAAUACACGCAUCCCUCGACUCAAUUCUAUCGUCAUUCCCAUCAAGUAACUUGUCAAUCUGUGCAUCGGAUAUCAAGGAACUGGAAAUCUGCUCUAGUUUGCCUGAAGUCGUUGAAAUGACAGCGGAGUCCAAGCCGCAAGCUGUUGCUCUUUCUUUCGCUAGCAUGAUUAGCGAAGAAGCCGCCCAAACGGAGGAGCUCACCUAUGAGCAACUAAAUCAGAGAGCCAACCAAGUUGCAAGGUAUUUGGUAUCCUUGGGAGCCAUGCCUGGUGGCAUAAUUGCCAUUGUUAUGGAGAAGUCGCCUUUAUUGUAUUGUGCCAUUCUUGGUAUCCUUAAAACUGGCUGUGCUUAUCUUCCCCUUCUACCUUCAACGCCCCAGACAAGGAUACAAAUGAUAUUGGAUAGUUCGCGACCACAAAUGUGUCUUGUUGAGGAUACUUUGCCGUUUGAUAGGUACUCUGUACCUUGUACUCUCGUCGGUUUGCGAGACCAUUCCUUCAAGCAGUUUCCUCUCGCCAACCUAGACAUUCCUCAGAAAGGAUCACAACUCGCCUACGUCAUCUUCACGAGCGGGACGACCGGAACACCAAAAGGUGUUUCUGUAACCAACAAGAAUAUGCUGAGCAACAUCAAAGCUUUGGAAAACAUCUACCCGGUGGAAACUGGGGCUAGUAUGCUACAAGCUUGCUCGCAGGCUUUCGACGUGUCGGUUUUUGAGAUCUUCUUCGCUUGGGCAAAUGGCAUGCGUCUUUGCGCAGCUACAAACGAUACCUUAUUUGCGGACCUGGAAAUGUCCAUCAGAGCAUUCAAUGCUACUCAUCUCAGUAUGACUGUCACGGUCGCAUCUCUGAUAAACCCGUCAAGAGUACCCUGCGUCAAAUUUCUGGUGACUUCUGGCGAACCAAUGACGGACGAGGUUCUCGAGAAGUGGAACAGCGUUCUGUAUCAAGGAUAUGGUCCCUCGGAAACUACCAAUAUUUGCACCGUGCGAAAGGUAUACCCAGGUGAUUCGUCUCAAUACCUGGGCUCAGCACUCGAGAACACAUCAUCAUUUGUUUUUCACCCUAGUUCAAAUCACGUCCUACCCCUCGGGUGUAUAGGAGAACUGUGCUUUGGUGGUGAUCAGGUCGCCGCCGGCUACUUGAACAUGCCGGAGACGACAGCGGCCAAGUUUUUUGAGCACCCUCAAUAUGGCAAACUGUAUCGUUCAGGCGACAAGGGCAGGAUGCUGUCCGACGGCUCGCUCAUCAUUCUGGGAAGGCUCGAUUCUCAGGUCAAAUUGAGAGGCCAACGAAUUGAAUUGCGCGAGAUUCAAGCUGUCGCACUCGAUUCAGGCGUGGCGCGAGCAUGUUCAUGCGUGCUGCUACGUCAAGAUGCACAAAACUCACAGCAAUUGGUCUUAUUUUAUGUACCAAGCUCGGAAGAUGCCACGGAAUUCAAUGUCUUGCAUCUGAAGGCACCAAGGAAAGAAGAGAUCCGAAAGUUGUUCCAGGUCCUUCAAGAUGUUCUGCCUGCUUACAUGAUUCCUUCCUUUAUCGUACCGAUAUCUUGCCUGCCAUUGACUUCUUCUGGAAAAACAAAUACAGAUCGUCUCCGCGAGAGUGCUGCUACUUUGUCUCCUAAUAUUUUGAACCAGUAUAGCACGGUAUUGGAGAAUGCGGAAGAAAACUCGGAAUGGACAACAGCCGAAGAGCACAUACUAGACGCACUGGCAACCACUCUGGGUGUGGAAAAGAGAACCGUCAGUCGAUGGACUUCAUUCGCCACGCUUGGCCUUGACUCAAUAUCAGCAAUGCCUUUAUCAAGGCGAUUACAAUUGGCUUUUGGCUGCAGAGUCCCCAUCUCCCAGAUUCUCCAAAACCCCAGCAUAGGUCGCCUUGCAAAGGCAAUCACAUCAUCAAAGGCAAGACCAGUCCAAAAUGGAAUCCAAUCAACACGUCCGCUUGAUUUACUGCCAGACGAGAUCAUUAAUUUCAUCAUGAGGCGUCUUGAAGAUGAAACUCAAACAAUCGAGAAAAUUCUUCCGUGUACACCGCUACAAGCUUCCAUGCUUGCUUCUACGAUUUCAUCGACUGAUCCUUUCAGAUAUCGAAAUCAAAUGAUCUUUCGAAUUCAUGGCGAUGGACAAGAUCUCAUGUCGUAUUGGCAACGGAUGCGCUUUCGCCACGAUAUUCUUAGAACAUGUUUUGUUUCUACAGAUGACGCUCUCCAUCCUGUGAUUCAGCUUGUCUUGAAACCUACAAAGUUUCUUUGUAAACAGCUUCUUGGACCAGACUUAGAGGGGUGUGCUGCAGAACAUCUGGAGUCAUUGCAGAGCCCGCUAGACUCUCUUGAACCUCCAAUUUCUCUCGCUUUGAUCACCACCUCGGAACGGCAACGUUACCUCUCUUUCGUCUGUCAUCACGCGUUAUAUGAUGGCGUUGCCAUAAGAACGCUGCUCUCCGAGAUCGAAAGACUUGCACGAGGGGAGGCUUUACCCGCAACGCCACCGUUUAGUGAUUUCCUACGUGAAGCGCUUACUCUCCCCAAGGAUACUGAUGAUUUUUGGGGCCAAUUUCUCAAGGACUUCACCCCGCGUCAUCUGCCACAUGGCCUAACCAUCAACGGAGUCAAUGGUACAAAUGGAGUUCAUGGCCUCCAAAAGCCAGGCUACUCUAUGCCACUUUCCUCAGUUCAGACCAAGCUUCGAGAUACCGGUGUUUCUCUAUUGUCACUUUGCCAGGCAGCAUGGUCGGAAACAUUGUCCUUGGUGUUGAAGUCACCAGAUGUAUGUUUCGGCAAUGUGUUUAGUGGUCGCUCAGUGUCUGUUGAUAACGUUGACGAGCUCGUGGCGCCGUGCUUCAAUACUAUCCCGUUGAGACUCAAAUUACUCGAAUCCAGUUCUCACCGAGACCUCAUGAAGACAUGCCAGAAGCUAAAUGCGACAAUGCUGCAGUACCAAUUUACACCACUCCGGCGAAUACGAUCCAAAAUCCGUGUCGAUGAGGCGCGACUUUUCGACUCACUGCUCUUGUUGCAGCCUCCAACAACGGCAUUGGAUCAAAGCUUGUGGAUUCUUGAGCGUGAUGUUGGGACCAUGGAUGUCCCAAUUGUGUGCGAAAUAACACCAGACAUGGAGCUCGACGAGUUACGCAUUACUGUGCACAGAGAUAGCGGUAUAAUCUCUUCUUCACUCGGAAGCUUAUUGAACGAGGUAUUUGUUCAAGCGCUGAACGAUUGUGUCAAUCAUCCAUCAUCAACGCUUAGUCUUGCACAAAAGCUGCCUGCCCAUCUUCAAUCUCAGAUCGAGGAAAUUCCAUCAGUCGGAUCCUCGGACAGUACUUUGGUCAAUGGGCACGAUAACAUUUCUGCCGACGAUCAGUGGAGUGAGCAUGAAUUACAAAUCCGGCGCAUUAUCGGAAAGCUCGCCAAGAUUCCGCGCGAGAAAAUCUCCAAAAAUACGUCAAUAUAUCGUCUUGGCCUUGACAGCAUAAGCGCAAUCCAGGCGGCUACGCUGCUUCGUCGCGAAGGUUUGCAAGUUUCACCAGUGGAUAUCCUCGAACAUCCUACCUGUACCGGUAUUGCGUCACAUAUCAAGGCCAUGAGCGCGACCACCUCCCCCCUUGAAAGUCGUUAUGAUCUCUCUGCAUUUCAAAGAUCAGUUCAAGAGCAAGUGGACGAUGCCAGACUGACUUCAAAAAUCAAAACUGUGCUACCGUGCACGCCACUGCAGCAGGGAAUGCUGUCACAAUUCAUACUCUCUGAAGGCGCCAAUUAUUACAACUUUGUGACUUGGGAUAUCCCACUGACUGUCAACUGCGAUGCUUUGGCUCACGCUUGGACUGUACUGAAAAACAGGCACCAAAUCUUGCGCGCUGGCUUCGUAUCCAUCAGCCAUUCAGAUGUGUCAUUUGCAAUGGUUGUCUAUGAUGCCAAGUCAGUGUGCGCACCUGUCAGUUGUGUCAAGGAGACAAACUUUGCCAAUUUUGAUGUUCAAGAAUGGCGGCACGACUGCAUCGAGAGCUCACUCCGUGAUAUGUCUCGGCCCCCUUGGCAAGCGGUUUUGCAGGUACAUGACGACAUCAUCUCAAUGCAUCUGGGCAUGCAUCAUGCGCUAUACGAUGCUUCGUCCUUGCAACAGAUGAUUGAGGAGCUUUUCUUGGUCUUGAAAAAUGAAAGACUGGACCCUGUCAGGUCGAUCGAGCAGGCAGUGAAGACCAUCGUGGGAGCCAACAUUGAUGAUCAAGCAUCCAAAGCGUUCUGGAAAGAAAUUGCCAUCAAUAUGGUUGUUAACCCAUUCCCCACAAUGACGCCCCUUCGCGUCGAAGUUCCCGAGAGAUGGAGAAUGACACAAACAUUGAGCAUUACGCUCGGAAUGGCUCGUGCAACUGCAGCCGCGGCCGGCAUCACAAUCCAAGCAGCUCUCCAAUCAGCCUGGACAAGGGUCUUGGCGGCAUACCAAGGCGAAACUGCAGUCACCUUUGGCGUUGUGCUUUCUGGGCGUACAUUGGAAAAUUUGGCCAAUUCCAUAUUCCCCUGCAUCGUGACAUUGCCAGUUGUUGCUCAAAAUGCCAAAUCCAACGACGAGCUCCUAAAGUCAAUGAUGGUAUAUAACGCAGGUCUGAGACGGCACGAGUACACUUCACUGAGUCAGAUACAAAAGUGGACUGGACACGCUGAUUCUGCAAUCUUUGACACGAUUUUGGUCUACCAACAAGCUCCCAACAAUUCCAGCGUCAGUCGCGAAUGGCGAGUCGCUCAUGAAACGGCUACUGUCGACUACCUCGUCUCAUUGGAGGUGGAAGAGACGCAGACCGAUGGCCUGCAGAUCAGCCUUGAUUUUCGCAGCGAUGUCUUGCCGACUGAACAGUCCGCCUUGUUGCUGGCUCAGUUCGAAGCAAAUUUUAUCCAUUUGCUUCAAGAACCAAAGGGUGACGCGGACGGCAUGACAUUGAAAUAUCCCGACUUGUAUUCUGUUCUUCCCCCAGACCAUACGGAGCUUCCUUCUGAAGCGAUUUUGCUGCAUGACUUUGUUGAGAUCACGGCGGAUCGGAUACCUGAUCACCUGGCACUCGAAUAUGUUCACGAGCUCAACGGUGGUAUCAAGAGCCGCAAGUGGACAUAUCGUCAGUUGGAUGAUUAUGGUUCAAGGGUUGCUAAUUUUCUCAUCGACAAUGGUGUCACUCCUGGUGGAAUCGUCGCCGUAUGCUUUGACAAGUGCCCCGAAGCAUAUUUCAGCAUACUCGGAAUUCUCAAAACGGGUUGCGCAUUCGUCGCUCUUGAUCCCGGCGCACCAGCUACGCGCCAUCAAUUCAUUCUGGAAGACUCCAAAGCAUUUGCGCUCAUGGUUCAAAAAGACUAUGCGCCAGAAGUUCUGUCUUCAUCACCAUGUCCUGUCCUAGAGGUCGAUCUUUUGAAGCUCGAGUCUUUCUCUCCUUUGUCGCCACGAGUUCAAAUUUCUCCUGAAGAUGCUUGUUACUGUUUGUAUACAAGUGGUACAACAGGCACCCCAAAAGGCUGCCUCAUCACUCACGAUAACGCCGUUCAGGCGAUGCUCGCCUUUCAGCAGUUGUUCUCGGGACACUGGGAUCAUGACUCAAGAUGGCUCCAAUUUGCUUCCUUCCACUUUGACGUCUCAGUCUUGGAACAGUACUGGUCUUGGUCGGUUGGGAUACCUGUGGUGUCUGCACCGCGCGAUCUCAUAUUGAGCGACCUGAUUUCUACAAUCUCAAAGCUUGAAAUCACGCAUAUUGAUCUCACCCCAAGUUUGGCUCGUCUAGUACAUCCAGAUGACGUGCCAAGCCUGUGUAAAGGAGUCUUUAUCACCGGCGGCGAGCAGUUGCGACAGGAUAUACUUGACGUCUGGGGAUCCAAAGCGGUCAUAUAUAACGCUUAUGGGCCAACGGAAGCGACAAUUGGCGUUACCAUGUACUGUAGGGUCCCUCAGAACGGCCGAUCCAGCAAUAUUGGAAAGCAAUUUCCCAAUGUGGGUUCAUUCGUUCUUCAGCCAGGCUCGGACGUACCUGUAGCUAGAGGAGGAGUUGGCGAGCUUUGCGUCUCUGGUAAGCUGGUUGGUAAAGGCUACCUGAACCGGCCCGAGCUCACCGCCGAGCGAUUCCCAACACUUGAGCGCUUUGCAGAGAGGGUCUAUCGAACAGGCGACUUGGUUCGUGUUUUGCACGAUGGCUGUUUCGACUUUCUUGGUCGCGCUGACGACCAAGUCAAACUUCGUGGUCAGAGAUUGGAGAUUGGUGAGAUCAAUCAUACCAUCAAAGCAGGCGUACCGCAGGUGAAGGAUGUUGCAACGCUGGUCACCAAGCAUCGUGACCAGGACAGAGAUGUCAUGGUGUCGUUUAUUGUGACACAAGAUGACAAGAAUCACGACAAAGAGUUGUCCAUCAUCUCAGAUCCUUCUUGCCUGCGCUUAUGUGCUGAUGCACAAAAUGCCUGUCGCGCAAAAUUGCCUGGCUACAUGGUGCCCACCUUCGUGCUCUGUGUGCCCUAUAUUCCGUUGUCUGCAAACAACAAAGCGCAAACAAGUAUUCUCAAGCAAAUCUUCAAUGGAAUUUCAGCCGAGGAAUUGAGAGAAAUCUCUAGCGGGUCAAAGAGCACAAGUACACGCCUCGAAGCUUUGAACUCUCAGUUUGCACAUGUGGUUGCAAAAGUUACAAGAGCAAAGUUCGAAGAGAUUCGUGCACAAGACACCAUCUUCGAUCUCGGUGUCGACUCUAUCUCUGUCAUAGAGCUUGCUAGGCAGCUACAAGCGGCUGGGUUUUCGGGGGCCGCCCCAUCAACCAUCCUGAAGAACCCACAGCUUGGGCAUCUCGUCACAGUGUUGCAAGAUAAUUCUCCGUCUCUUGAGGACAGUCAAGUCAUUCGCGUGAAACAAAACAUAUCAGCUUGCUAUCACAAGCAUCUUGGUACGGCAUGCAGCAAACUUCAGACCACAAAAGCCAACAUUGAGUAUAUUGCGCCUUGCACAGCUCUACAGGAAGGAAUGCUCAGUCGUGCCUUGGCCUCGGAAAGUCAAUCAACCUACUUCAACACAUUUCAGAUCAGACUUGGCCCUGAUGCCUCAAUCGCUCGGAUGCGAGUUGCGUGGGACAAGGUGAUGGCAGAUAACGCUAUUCUGCGGACCACUUUCCUUCAGACAGUCGACGGUUACAUACAGGUCGCUUUGAAGAAGCCCCAAACCAACUUCUAUGAAGCCACUGUGGCAGCAGUUGAUAUCGACUCUUAUCUAAACGGAAAAUUUGACGCUUGGACAAGUUCCAAUAAAUCAGAGAUCAACAGAGCUCUUGAGGUGGAAUUCGUUCACCUUGAAGAUCAGUCUGUUCUCUCUGUGCGCAUUUUCCAUGGUAUCUACGAUGCUCGCAGUUUUGAUCUCGUCCUAGAUCAUAUGAAAGCACUCUACUACAAUGAAGAGCCCCUAUCUGGCCCAGCUUUUAUUGAAGUAUUGCCCCAUGGCCCGCUAUGCGACUAUAGCUCCUCCAAAACAUUCUGGGACGGCCUUUUUGCUGACUUUAGUCUCACUCCGACGCCAUGUUUUGCUCCAUCAAAUCAGGACAAAGAUACUGUUGUAUCUCGAACCUUUGACAUCGAGGUCUUGGAGGCGAGGAGACUGGAGAACGGCGUGACACAGCAAACAAUCGUUCAGGCGGCUUGGCUGUCGGUAUUGGCUCGCCACCUACAUACAUGGCCUUCUCAAGGAGUCAUCGUAUCUGGACGCUCCUUGAUGCUGGAAAAUAUUGAAAACACCAUCGGGCCUCUAUUCAACACAUUGCCAUUCCGAGUGAGGGCUGAAUCCGUCAAUGACUGGACUUCAUUGAUCCGGGAGACACACUCCUUCAACUCAUCUGCUCUCUCAUUUGCACAUGUUCCAUUGCGCCAAGUUCAGAAGUGGUGUUCUAAGGGUCAAUCCUUGUUUGAUAAUCUCUUCACAUUCGAUCGAGAGAGUAAGACCAAACAUGACGAGCACUCUCAAUUAUGGGAUUCUAUCAGUUCGGCAUCAUCCGCGGACUACCCUCUCGCCUUUGAGGGCAUUGUGACUGACGGGAACAAAUUGAAGACAACACUCGUUGCACAGCCAAGCAUUGCCGAUGAAGCCGCACUUAAUUCCUUGCUCGAUCAAUUCCAACGUGCGAUCAAGGGAAUUGUAGAGAAUGAAGACUUCCCCGACAUUGCCACGAUUAGUGGCACGGCAAUCAACGGAAGUGGAACAAUAGGCCAUCAAGACACGAAGCUUGAUCUCAGUACAAGUGAAGAUUUUGUGUGGAACAAGCAGGCACGCAUGAUCCAAAGAGAGAUCGUUGCGUUAUCUGGCCUUCCGGCAGACAAUGUCACUGAAGAUACGACCCUGUUUGAGCUAGGGCUUGAUAGCAUCGAUGUUGUCAAGCUUGUCACUCGGCUGCGAUCUGCCGGAUUCAGCAUCUUGACCAGCCAAAUCAUGAAGACCCCAAGUAUCCGAGGAAUCAUUUAUUCUGAUGUCACCGACUUCGAUACAUACAAUGACGCUUCUUUGUCCUUGGAAAGUUUGAGGGCCGAGGAAAUGCUUCUAUCAAACUACGUCAAGGACACUGGUUUAGGUUUUGACAACAUUGAAACUUUCCUACCUCCAACCCCAUUACAAGAUUCUAUGGUAGCGGAGAUGAUCCUGUCUGACUUCCAGAGAUACUUCAAUCACGAUGUCCUCGAAAUAUCUUCCAAUGUGAGCAUGGAAGCUCUCAUCACAGCGAUCAGAACAGUCAUUGGGAACUCGCCCAUACUACGGACAAGUUUUGUUGAGCUGGAAGACCCAAAAUUUAACUACACUUACUGCCAAGUCAUUGCGAAGAACAUUGAUCCAUUCAAGACCUCAGUGAACCUCAAAAGUCUGGACGAGAUCGAUGGGGUUUUGGAGGACAUUCGCUCAACAGCCAUCAAGUCAAGGGGACAGUCUCAACUGCUUCAGCUCACACCUGUUAUCGUUGCUGAUCGUCAAUAUCUGAUCAUUUCUAUCGCGCAUGCUUUAUAUGACGGAACGUCUCUUGAUCUUUUCCACCAAGACGUUAAAGCAGCGUGGGAAGGUGUUUUUGAGGCUCGGCGCGACACCACACCGGUCUUGGCUCAGAUCCUGGCUAGUACAUCGGACACAGCGGAGCAAUUCUGGUCGCAAUAUCUCAGCGACGCCCGUAGUACACUGCUUGUUCCCACUGUGAAGCAGAUGGAAGAUACUGUCACUUCUAUCCAUCGAGCCGAAACAGUCUCAGCCAUCUCGAUACAGGAUAUCAAAGCAUUUUGCAUGCGUCAGCGGAUAACUAUGCAGACCUUGGGACAAGCUUGCUGGGCGGCAGUACUUGGAACUUUGUCUCAGUCCCUGAAUGUCACCUUUGGUGUUGUUCUUUCUGGUCGAACCAGCGGAGAGGAACAAGAGUUGAUGUUCCCGACAAUGAACACUGUGGCAGUCCGGGCCGUUUUGCACGGAACUGUGACAGAGUAUCUGCAAUACAUGUGGGGAAACAUGACAAGAAUCAAUGAGUUCCAGUACUUUCCGCUUAGAAAAGCGCAGAAGCUUGCAGCAAGUGGCGGUGGUCCACUUUUCAACACCUUGUUCACGAUGCAGGCUCGCAUGGAAACAGCUGGUGACGAGUCGUCUGUGUGGCAAUCUGUUCAGUCCUCGUCGGAAGUUGACUACCCCGUUUGCGUCGAAAUGGAAGUGGUGAAUGACGACUUGGUGUGGAGGAUUGCUUGUGAUCAACAAUACGUAUCCAAGGAUGGAGCGCAAAACAUUCUGGACCACCUUGGUGAUGUUCUUGUGUACUUUAUCCAGAACGAGCAAAACCAGCUCAUUGAUCUGGUUUCAAGCAACAAGACAUUCUCCAUUGGUGGGUUGCCGCCAGUCCAUUACGCAAAGGAACAGCCUAAGAAUGCAAACGAAUCAAACGGUCAAACUGAAGAUUCUGGAUUUCAGUGGAUUGAAGAGAAUCCUGAAAUACUUGACGUUCUUGCCGAAGUAUCUGGCCUUGAUCGAGCAUCAAUAACGCCCAACCUUUCAAUUUACCACCUGGGCUUGGAUUCGAUCAGUGCAAUUAGAGCAAGCUCGCUUCUGCGGAAGCGCGGCUUGGCCGUCUCUGUCCGUGAUAUGGUCAAGGCAGCUGCCAUUAGAGACAUUGUGCCGAGAGACAUUGGAUCAGGGCCCCCUCAGAAGGCUCAUAUUGCCCCAGGAAGUGAGGUAUCUAGCCUCUUGGCCAGCUUCGACAUCAAUGAACUCGUCUCUCGAGCUGGCCUAGAUCCAGGAUCUGUGGAGAGAGUCAUGCCAGCUCUGCCGAUGCAAGUCCACAUGCUCAGCAUAUGGGAAAACAGCCAGGGCAAGCUUUAUUUCUACGAUUUCUCCUACGAGGUACUAGGUGACAUCUCUCGGGAACAGAUUAUGUCUGCCUGGCAUUCCUUGGUGGAAGAGCUUUCCAUACUCAGAACCUAUUUUGCUGCGACAGAUUCCACGGAAAUUCCAUUUGUCCAGAUGAUAGCCAAGCCUGGCUCACAACUACCGCGGGCAAUGGACUCUGCGGAUUCCAUCAGCACACAGGGCAUUUGGCUGGAAGCCAAUCCAUUCGUCUGUCUUCAUGUAGCAAAAGAAACAGAGGAGUCUCUUUUCAAGCUCACGCUGAAAAUCCACCAUGCACUCUACGACGGUGUGAGUUUGCCAUCCAUAAUCAACCGAUUCGCUGCGCUGUGCCACGCGAAGGAGUCGUCUCUUCAAGGCCUCUCGGCCUUGUGGAACGCUUUUGUCUAUUCCCACUACGACAAAGAGUUGCGAUUACAGAGACAAAGCUUUUGGCGCGAAUACCUAAAAGGCGCAGCCGCUCCUAGUCGUCACGCAAUCGCACUCGACCUGGAUAGCCGGACUGCUGUCUACCGUCCUGGCGCGCUGGACGACUUGACGAAGAUCAAGGCAACAGCUCUGGAGCUCGGUAUCAGUGUGCAAGCAUUAUUCUUCGCAUCGUACGCCAAGUACCAGUCCAGGUCCAACGACACCGAGGCACUCGUUUUGCACGAUAUCAUUUUUGGCGUUUACCUGGCCAACAGGACAGCUUUCGAUGACAAGCUACAAGAUGCGUCUUACCCCACGCUCAGUAUAGUGCCCCUGAGGAUCCGAUUCCAGCAAGAUGAGUCAAUCGCGGCAAUAGCCCGGAGAGUUCAGGACGAUCUCGCCAGAAUCAGUUCACAUGAAAAUGCAUCUGUUGGAUUGUGGGAGAUUGCCGAGUGGACUGGUGUCAAGCUCACAGCCUUUGUCAAUUUCCUCAGCUUGCCGUCUCAUUUCGAUGGAGAGGGGCAAGCCAAUGGACUGCAAAUCAGAGAGGUCACCCCUUCUGUGCAUCCCGAGUAUGAGCGGAAUGCGGCUGAGGCGCUCAGGCUUGCCAGCCUCGACGAUGCGUGGUUAGUGGACAACCAAGUCAAGAAUGCGUAUAUUAAAGCGGUUGAUGUCGAAGCGGCGAUCCGUGGCAAUGGUUUGGAUAUUGGCGUUUUUGGGUCUUCAUCGCUUGUUCGUGAGAACCAAGCCUCAGAUUUGAUUGAUUUCGUUGUUGGAUUGUUGCGAGACGUUUAG
Messenger RNA from Pestalotiopsis fici W106-1, 14718 nucleotides. RefSeq lists its product as uncharacterized. Gene Ontology annotation, cellular component: cytoplasm. The coding region runs from base 1 to 14718 and encodes 4905 amino acids. The record is from RefSeq and is a predicted model, not a curated record. NCBI's taxonomy places the organism in Eukaryota, Fungi, Ascomycota, Sordariomycetes, Amphisphaeriales, Sporocadaceae. Gene Ontology annotation, biological process: amino acid activation for nonribosomal peptide biosynthetic process; secondary metabolite biosynthetic process. Gene Ontology annotation, molecular function: phosphopantetheine binding; catalytic activity. The transcript is spliced from 6 exons.